AUGGCAGGCCCUACAGCCGGCUGGGAAAAGGCUGGUGACAGUUUCUACCGUAAAAUUAAGUUGUAUGAAGCAAUCUUCGACCCAGAUCUAGAGCUUGAGAACCAUCUUAUUGCUGGAGCUCCGUAUGCUGGAGCUAUAGCGCUUCAUCGUGACCAAGGGAAACUUCAGACUUAUCGAUCGAAACAGUCUACCAAACCUUGCAUCGAUAUUUACAGCUCUGCGGGAAAGCUCAUCAGGCGAAUAAAUGGUGCUGUAGAGCACGGUGUCAAAGCAUGUCGUUUUUGGUCUGAGGGGUUUGUUGCCAUGCUAUCCAAUCAACACUUGAUUGCAGUUACGCAUUACCUUGAGCCUAGGCCGAGACGUCUUGCCGUACCCCCAACGGACACCAUACAUUCAUGGACCAUUAUUCCGCCCGCAGAAACCCUGUCUAGGUCGGUCGAAGUCCUUCUUGCCGUAGGUAGUACCAUCUAUGCUGUUGAUUCGGAAGAAGCUGAAGACCGAGCUCUACCUAAUGGCCCGUUUAAGCAUAUUGCUGUAUCACCCAACGGACUUUACACGACACUAUAUACGGAAGAUGGCAAAGUAUGGAUCAUCACGAGCGAUUUCCAAACCAAACUUGGCGAGUACGAUUCGAAGAUUAAAACCGUACCAAAUGACUUACAAUGGUGUGGCAACGAUUCUGUGUUACUUGCAUGGGAAGAUGAAGUGCAUCUGAUAGGCCCGGAUGGCUCCAGUUUGAAAUACUAUUACGAUGACUGGGUCCACAUGCUUCCUGAUGUUGAUGGCAUACGUCUCAUCACAAAUGAAAUCUGCGAGUUUCUGCAGAAAGUCCCAGAUACAUCCGAGGAGGUUCUCAACAUUGGCUCGACAUCCGCAGCUUCGGUGCUACUGGAUGCUGCGCAACAACUGGAGAAAGAAUCACCCAACGCGGAUGAGAACAUCCAGCUGAUACGGCCCAAUCUACCUGACGCAGUUGCCACUUGCGUGAAGGCCGCUGGACAACAAUAUGACGCCACCUGGCAGAAGCAGCUACUAAAGGCUGCCUCCUUUGGAAAGUCGGUCCUUGACCUUUACAGUAGUGACGACUUUGUUGAGAUGUGCCAAACGCUGCGAAUUCUAAAUGCGGUUCGAGAUUACAAAGUUGGGUUACCAAUGACUCACUAUCAGUAUAAGCUUCUGACACCAGAGAAACUGAUCCAGCGCCUUGUUAACAGGCGAGAGUACCGUCUGGCGUUGCGGUUAUCAAACUUCCUUCGUCUACCUACGAAUAAGAUUUUUGUUCAUUGGGCUUCGCAAAGCGUUCGAUUAUCUCAAGCAGACGAGGAAGCUCUUUGUGGAAAAGUCGUCUCCCGGCUAGCUUCAAAGCGCGGCAUCUCUUUCGAGACCAUCGCUCGUGCUGCCUAUGAUGAGGGCCGCAGCUAUCUAGCCACAAAGCUGCUACAUCACGAGUCUCGUGCUGGUAGGCAAGUUCCGCUUCUACUAUCCAUGUCCGAAGACGAACUUGCCCUUGACAAGGCCAUCGCUUCAGGUGACACUGAUCUUGUUUAUUUUGUCUUGCUGCACCUGAAAAAGAGUCUUCCUUUAGCUUCUUUCUUCCGCACCCUUGGCAGCCGUCCUCUAGCAACUGCCCUUGUCGAAUCUUCUGCACGUCUACAAGAUCAAUCGCUGCUGAAGGAUCUUUAUUAUCAGGACGAUCGAAGAGUCGAUAGUGCGAAUCUCCUCUUUUCCGAAGCCCUCUUCCAAACCGCGGCCCAGACAAAGAAUGAUAAGCUGAAGCUCGGAUCAAAGCUUCUUGCGGAUAGUAGCAAAGACCUAAUUUCCUCACAGACUCUCAAGAUAUUCCAGGAAGCAUCCUCACUCGUACGUCUACAGGCAACACUCGAUAAUGAGCUUGCGUCGGAGGAUCAGACAAAGUACACUGGAUUCUCUCUUAAUCACACCACCUAUCAACUGAUACUACACGCACAAACUAAGCGCGCGCAAAAACUGUCACAAGACUUCCACAUGCCCCCAAAAAUUUACGAAUGGAUACGUCUCCGCGCCCUUGUAGCAGCGCGCAACUUCGUCGAGCUAGAAGACGGCGCCGCAAAGACCAAGAAGUCAGCGAUCGGAUGGGAAGCAUACUUCAACGAAGUGUUUGGUGCAGGGAACCCGAAACUUGCUGGUGGUGUCUUUGUCGCGAAGUGUACAGGGCUAACCUCGAAGGAACGAUGCGAGAUGUGGAUGAAAUGUGGAAUGGUGCAACUGGCAGGCGAAGAGUUGGUGAAAGUGAAAGACGUUGACGGCUUGGAAGACCUUCGAACGCGAGCUGGACCUGGCGGAAGUGUGGAGCUUGAAAGGAUGAUCGCUCGAAUCAAGACAAGGCGGUGA
Messenger RNA from Bacidia gigantensis, 2370 nucleotides. RefSeq lists its product as uncharacterized. Gene Ontology annotation, molecular function: actin binding. The transcript is spliced from 5 exons. The record is from RefSeq and is a predicted model, not a curated record. Gene Ontology annotation, biological process: endosomal transport; vacuole fusion, non-autophagic; intracellular protein transport. The coding region runs from base 1 to 2370 and encodes 789 amino acids. Lineage: Eukaryota; Fungi; Ascomycota; Lecanoromycetes; Lecanorales; Ramalinaceae. Gene Ontology annotation, cellular component: lysosomal membrane; HOPS complex; endosome.